CCUCCAAUGGCUGGACUUUCAAUUGAGAGCGUCUGCAGAGAGAUUCACGAUGGCUGCUGGGGUGACUCUGAGACGCGGCGAGCUGUUCACCUCCUUGUCCGAAUGAGCCUGGCGGAGUGCAGGAAGGUUCGAGAAACGUUCAUGGAGGUUUACGGGGAGGACCUGGUUGAAAUUUGCAGGAGAAGUGAUUCAGGGUCUUCAUCGUCUCCGGCGAGUUUGAUGAUGCUCAGCCCAUUCGAGCGCGACGCCGCCGUCGCAAAAGAUGCGAUUUUUCCGAACGAUCACUGCGUCGAUUAUGGAGCCCUGAUCGAAAUCUUCUCGUCUAGAAAAUCCAGCCAUGUCCUCCUCAUAUUGCAGACUUACCACUCGAAAUUCCGGCGGCAAUUGGACGUCGACAUUGCCGGCAUUGAGCCUCUUCAUCCCUACCAGAAGAUCUUGAUGGCCUUGUCGGCUUCACACAAAGCACACCAUGCUGACACCAGCCAACACAUUGCGAAAUGCGACGCGAGAAGGCUGUACCAAACAGGGGAGGGGAGACAAGGAGCCAUUGAUGAAGCUGUGGUCCUUGAGAUUUUCAGCAAGAGAAGCAUCGAACAGCUCAAGUUAACAUUUUUAAGCUACAAGCAUAUUUAUGGGCACAGUUACACCCGUUUUCUCAGGAAUGGCCACUCUGGAGAUUUCGAAGAUGCAGUGAGAGUUGUUGUAAAAUGCAUCUGCAGCCCGCCAAGAUACUAUGCUAAGGUUUUGCAGAGAGGCUUAGGAGGGAGGCAUUCAAUAGAUUACAGGGCUUUAGCCCGAGUAAUGGUGAGCCGGGCAGAGGUGGAUUUGGAUGACAUACAGAGGAUCUUCAAGAACAAAUAUGGCGUCGAACUUGAAACUUCAAUAUGUGAAAACAUUCCAGAAGGUGAUCACAGAGAUUUCCUUCUUGCUUUGGCAAGGAAGACCUCCUCUACCUGCUAACCACCAAAAUUCUGCAAUGUAAUCUAUAUUUGUGUAUAAUAUAUACGUAUAUACAUAAAAUUAUUUUUGAUCUCUGGCAUUGUUCAUGGCAGCUUAUCACAAUUAUGAUUUAUUUAAUGAAUGGAUUUGAGUGACAA
Messenger RNA from Andrographis paniculata, 1097 nucleotides. Its product is annotated as annexin D8-like. Gene Ontology annotation, cellular component: cytoplasm. The transcript is spliced from 4 exons. Gene Ontology annotation, molecular function: calcium-dependent phospholipid binding; calcium ion binding. Bases 7 to 960 code for a protein of 317 amino acids. Lineage: Eukaryota; Viridiplantae; Streptophyta; Magnoliopsida; Lamiales; Acanthaceae. The record is from RefSeq and is a predicted model, not a curated record.